AAAAAAAGAAUAACGCACCACUCUACACCCACAUACCCACCCAGCAAUCGAACAUUCCAACAACAUUCACCAAUAACCCAACAGCAGAAUGACUGCGGGACCUAAUGGAGCAGAUGCUCGAUCUGUGCCUGGUCAGGGCGAUGGUGGCCUAGCAAGAUCCGGUGGUACGAUCCGCCGUGGGGCCACGCUCAGCCGUGGCAAGACCCUCUCACGGCCCGAACGAUUCCAUAACCCGGAGACGAUGUUCAAAAAGCGUAAAGAGGACGAGCCAGCAUCAUGCUGGGUGAUCUGUUCAAGGAUCAUGACCUGCUGGGCCCUGCCACCGUUCCUGAGGAUGUGUGGUAUGCCCGAUAAGCAGGUCCAGCAGGCUUGGCGGGAGAAGGUGACAUUGUGCGUGAUCAUCAUGAUGAUCGGUGGCAUGGUCGCCUUCUUGACCGUCGGCUUCUCGUUCCUGCUCUGCCCCAGUUCGCAGAGACAGGGCGCAGCGACCUUUGUGCGGUACGGAGACGGACAAUCACAAGGGGCUGAGAGGCCUAACAAUCGAUUGCGCCUGCAUGCGCAUCUGUCGCGUGGGCAGUUUCGCAUCUGCAGGGACCCAUAACCUAACACAUCUUGCUCUUCUUGUGCCGCUCAUGUCCGUAGGCCUGUAUGGAAUCAAUGGAU
Messenger RNA from Gamsiella multidivaricata, 663 nucleotides. RefSeq lists its product as uncharacterized. Gene Ontology annotation, molecular function: chitin synthase activity. The transcript is spliced from 2 exons. Bases 89 to 601 code for a protein of 170 amino acids. The record is from RefSeq and is a predicted model, not a curated record. NCBI's taxonomy places the organism in Eukaryota, Fungi, Mortierellomycota, Mortierellomycetes, Mortierellales, Mortierellaceae. Gene Ontology annotation, cellular component: cell periphery; cell septum.